AUGCAAUUAGCAUCUACAAAUUUAUAUACAAUAAACCCAGGAGCUAUUAACCUUAAUGUUCGUAUUAUUUGUUCAGAUUGUAAGGAAGAUCCUCCAAAUCUAGUUGAGGAAUUUUCAUCAGGUGAUACAGUCUGCGGCUCCUGUGGACUUGUUGUUGGAGAUAGAAUUGUAGAUACACGAUCAGAAUGGAGAACGUUUGCUAAUGAUGAGGGUGGUGAUAAUCAAUCUAGAGUAGGUACAUCGGCAAAUCCAUUGUUAAAUGGAUCUCAGUUGGAUACAAUUAUAUCUACCCAGGAUGGAGGACAUGGACUUUCAAAGACCCAAGGAAGAUCUGUGGCUCAGAAAGGUGAAAAGAAUUUAGUUUCUGCAUAUCGAGAAAUUAGUGCAAUGUGUGAUGCUAUACACUUGCCGAAAUCUAUUUCUGAUAUUGCAAAACAAGUUUUUAAAAAAGUGGAUGAUAGUAAGGCAUUAAAAGGGAGAAGCAAUGAAUCUAUUAUAUCUGCAUGUAUUUUUAUUGCAUGUCGUCAAGGAAAGGCACCAAGAACGUUCAAAGAGAUAUGUGCAUUAACUAAUGUUCCUAAAAAAGAAAUUGGGCGUGUUUUUAAGAGUCUUCAAAAGAUGUUAACAGAUGACAACCUUUUAUCUUCUAAUGCUGGACAAGGAGAUGAUUCGUACAUACCUUCUUCUACAUCUCCUAAAGAUCUUAUGAUUCGUUUCUGCAAUAGAUUAUCGCUACCUACAUCGGUUCAAAUAGCGGCUUCCGAAUUAGCGAAUCGCGCAAGUGCGGAAGGUACGCUUGCUGGGCGUUCUCCUAUUUCUAUUGCAGCUAGUGGUAUAUAUAUGGCAUCAUAUUUAUUUCAACAUCCCAAAUUACCAAGAGAAAUAGCAGAAGUUGUUGGUGUAAGCGAUUCUACAAUAAGAAAUGCAUAUAAAUCUUUAUAUCUAGAACGAGAAAAAUUAAUUGAUCCAAAAUGGUUAAAUGGUAAAUCUAUGGAUAUGAUACUUCCACGACCUUGA
Messenger RNA from Pneumocystis murina B123, 1017 nucleotides. Its product is annotated as transcription initiation factor IIB. The record is from RefSeq and is a predicted model, not a curated record. The coding region runs from base 1 to 1017 and encodes 338 amino acids. The transcript has 3 exons. Lineage: Eukaryota; Fungi; Ascomycota; Pneumocystomycetes; Pneumocystales; Pneumocystaceae. Gene Ontology annotation, molecular function: TBP-class protein binding; RNA polymerase II general transcription initiation factor activity. Gene Ontology annotation, cellular component: transcription preinitiation complex; nucleus. Gene Ontology annotation, biological process: transcription initiation at RNA polymerase II promoter; transcription preinitiation complex assembly.